Molecule: messenger RNA, 2885 nt
Organism: Chrysochloris asiatica (Cape golden mole)
Lineage: Eukaryota; Metazoa; Chordata; Mammalia; Afrosoricida; Chrysochloridae
Gene: TAF4B
Product: TAF4b RNA polymerase II, TATA box binding protein (TBP)-associated factor, 105kDa
Exons: 15
Coding region: 17-2611 (864 amino acids)
Biological process (GO): DNA-templated transcription; transcription initiation at RNA polymerase II promoter
Cellular component (GO): transcription factor TFIID complex
Molecular function (GO): protein heterodimerization activity; RNA polymerase II general transcription initiation factor activity; DNA binding
Source: RefSeq, a predicted model, not a curated record
UGAGGCAUCCGGGGGGAUGCCCGCGGGCCUCUCACAGCCGGCUGGCGCCGCUGCCACCGCCAGUGUGAACGCGUCCGGGACGGUGGCCAUGGCCCCUGCCGGGGCUCUCCCGGUCCGGGUGGAGAGCGCUCCGGUGGCCCUGGGCGCCGUGACUAAGCCUUCCGUCGCUGUGUGCGUGGGGUCCACGGCGUCCCAGCCCCUGCAGAAGGCGGCCCCCGUAGGGACACUGGUCACCAAAGUGGCUCCUGCCAGUGCUGCUCCCCAACUCGACAGCGGCCCGAAGCUGCCGGCUGCUCAGAUGGUCGCCGCUGCUAACGCCCCCAACACGACAAUCCUGUUGCCUGCUAAUUUUCAGCUUCCGCCAGGAACAGUUGUGAUCAAAAGUAACAGUGGCCAGUUGAUGUUGGUGUCUCCUCAGCAAGCUUUAACAAGAAGCGAUACUACUGGUAACAUAACCUCAAAGGCAGCAGUAUCAGCGAAUACUCAAACAAUCAAAACCUGCACAAUGCCGAAUUCUAACUCACAAAUAAUAAAGAAAGUGACUGUGGUACCUGUUAAAAAAUUGGCACAAAUAGGAACUACUGUGGUAACUACUGUUCCGAAGCCUCCUUCAGAUCAACCUAUGCCUGUGACAACCAGUGUUGUCACAGUUACUCCUGUAAAGCCACUGACUACUGUAACAACCCAGAAGCCUUCAAGUUUUGGAGUAUCACCCGUCUCCUCCUGUGAACCCAAUCUCAAAACAGAGAAUUCAGCUGUUGCUCAGAUUAAUCUUUCUCCAAUGAUGUUAGAAAAUGUGAAUAAAUGUAAGAACUUGCUUGCAAUGCUAAUAAAGUUAGCAUGUAGCGGAUCACAGUCCCCAGAAAUGGGACAGAAUGUGAAGAAAUUGGUGGAGCAACUUUUGGAUGCGAAAAUUGAAGCAGAAGAAUUUACUAGAAAAUUGUAUGUUGAACUUAAGUCUUCACCUCAGCCACAUCUAGUUCCUUUUCUGAAGAAAAGUGUGAUUGCCUUACGACAACUUACGCCCAACUCUCAGAGCUUUAUUCAGCAGUGUGUUCAGCAGACCUCUAGUGAGGUAGUUAUUGCUACCUGUACUGUAAAAGCAACACCUUCUCCGGUUGUGACAACAGCAGUCUCCGCAAUCCAGUCUGAAAAGACAAUUACUGUUUCUGGGGGAACAGCCCCCAGAACUGUGGCAGUACACACUCAGAAUCCACUUGCUGGUUCAGGUGGAGCAAAUACUGGAGUUGUAACACUUCAUUCUGUAGGUCCAGCUGCUGUACAUGGAGGAACAACAGCUGGAACUGUUUUGCUUCAGACUUCAAAACCACUUGUGACUUCAGUACCAAAUACCGUUACAACAGUCUCACUUCAGCCUGAAAAACCAGUUGCUUCUGGAGCAGCAGUGUCACUGGCUCUUCCAUCGGUAACUUUUGGGGACACUUCAGCUGCAGCAAUUUGCCUUCCUUCUGUGAAACCUGUAGUUACUUUUUCUGGGACCACAUCUAGCAAGCCUGUCAUUGAAACUCCAGUCCAAAUCAAAUUUGCACAACCAAGUGCCAUCCUGUCACAGCAAGCUGGCAUGCCACAGGCCGUUAAAGUCAAACAACUAGUAGUCCAGCACCCUUUAGGAGGCAUUGCAAAACAAGCGACUGCACAUUCCCAUUCCUCAGCAUUGACCAUUCAAACUUCUGGACAACAGAAGAUACCAGUUGACACUGUACUAUCGGGCAGUCAGUUUUCCCCAGCUUCCAUUUUAAAGCAGAUUACCUUGCCAGGAAAUAAAUUCCUUUCAAUUCAAGCGUCUUCUAUUCAAAAGAAUAAAAUAAAAGAGAAUGGAACAACAUUCUUCAGAGAUGAAGAUGACAUCAAUGAUGUGACUUCCAUGGCAGGGGUCAACCUCAAUGAAGAAAAUGAUUGCAUCUUAGCCACAAACUCUGAAUUGGUUGGCACAGUCAUCCGAUCAUGUAAAGAAGAGCCAUUUCUUUUCAUUGGAGCGCUACAAAAGAGAAUUUUAGACAUUGGUAAAAAGCAUGACAUUACGGAAUUUAACUCUGAUGCUGUGAACUUAAUCUCCUACGCAACACAGGAACGAUUACGAGGCCUUCUAGAAAAACUGACUACAAUUGCUCAUCAUCGAAUGGCAACAUUCAAGACAAGUGAAAAUUACAUCCUGUCUAAUGAUACCAGGUCACAGCUCAAAUUUCUCGAAAAGCUGGAUCAAUUGGAGAAGCAGAGAAAGGAUUUAGAAGAAAGAGAAAUGUUAUUUAAAGCAGCCAAGAGUCGUUCCAAUAAAGAAGAUCCAGAACAGCUGAGAUUAAAGCAGAAAGCCAAAGAGUUACAACAGUUGGAACUUGCACAGAUACAGCACAGAGAUGCCAAUCUCACAGCUCUUGCAGCUAUUGGACCAAGGAAAAAGAGACCACUAGAAUCUGGAAGUGAGGGUUUUAAAGACACCCUUCUUACUUCUGGGACAUCCAGUGUGACAGCCACCAAGCAGUUGCUUCGCCCAAGAAUCACAAGAGUCUGCCUCAGGGACUUGAUAUUCUGUCUGGAGCAGGAAAGAGAGAUGAAGUAUUCUCGAGCUCUGUACCUGGCCCUUCUGAAGUGACCACUCCGCUGUCCUUGCAGAUCCAUGCUAUUUACUGCCAAAGAAGAGAUAAAGAACAUUGUUGCACUGUCCUGAAAUGUCAGUUUAUGAAAAAUAAUCAGCAAUAUGGAAAGCAUUGUUUGCAGUCAUACACUUUUAUUAAAUCAUAUGUAAACAUCCCAUGGGAUUCUUAAUGACCAGAAUUCUUUUCUGUCUUGUGAAAAUUUUAUACGAAACACAGUUUACCUAGAAGUAGUUCGAUGCCUACCUAUGCAUUUAACUACAGCAAGUUAAG